AUGAGUCGCAAGAGAAAUCUGACUUUUUCGGGUACUAACCUGUCCCCCGAACUCCAAGGGACCUUCAUGGAGCCUCCGUGCCGCGCCGACGGCGAUUUCCUGAACCUGGAGCCCGACGAGGAGCUCCUGUGCUCGGUCAGCUCGGUGAGCGAACACCUGGGCAGGAACAUCAGCGCCGCGCUGGACGCCGCCAUGAACGAGAUACGACACAUGCUCGCCGUCAGGAUACGAGCGCUCAAAAUGGAGCUGAGGGACAAAACCGACGAGAUCGCCGUGUUGAAAGCCAAGCUAAGCGACAGGGAAGCCAAGGAGGCUGCGGAAUCGCCCCUCGACGCCACGGAGGCGCCACCUGACGCCGCCUUCAGGAGCUCCAAGAUGCUCAGCGUGGACCCCAAACGAGAGAAAAAGUCCCUCCUGCCCGGGGUGAAGAAGGAGAACAUUGACGCUAUUUGUGACUACCUGAUGAAAGACAAGAACUCUAGAGGCGCCGCAGAGAUGGAGGGAGGUGAGCAAGGUACCCAGGAGGAGGAUCCGCAUCCCCUCCACCUGUGGCCUGACGGCGGGAUGAGCUCUUCCGCGCCUUCGGGACACACGGACGACAUCUUCAACAUGCUGCCCUCCAGCAGCAGGCGCUUGUACGACUAUGAGUGGAUAGCGCCCAUGGAGUACUCGUCAGACCUCAAGGGUAUGAAGCAACCAGAGUGUGAAAACGAAGACGAGGAGGAGGAAGGUUCAUCAGAACAGCCUACGACCCGAUUCCCGCAUGUCCAGCCUGCCGAUUUCUCCACCGUUCCGGGUUCCCCCGGUGAGGGCGGCGCCCAUCCGCCCCCCGAGACAGGUCAGCAGUUCCCAAACCACACCUUCAUCUGCUCCUUGUGCGGAACCUUCUGUCCCGACUCGGCGUUCCUGGAGGAACACGUUAAACUCAUACACUCGGACGCCCGAGCUCUCCAGGUCCCGCAGACCGCGGCGGGAGACAAAGCUCAGGCGGCGGACGCCGAGGAAGGGGCGGCCGACGCAAAGGAGUCCCCGCUCAAGGGCAGGUACGAGUGCGGGGACUGCGGUCGGCGUUUCAACUACCUGGGCAACCUGCGGCAGCACCAGCGCAUCCACACUGGGGAGAAGCCCUUUGUCUGUCCGGACUGCGGGGAGCGCUUCCGCCACGCCGCCCGGUUGAAGAGCCACAGGCUGGUGCACAGUGGCGCCCAGAGCCCCUUUCCCUGCCCACAGUGCGGCAAAGGCUUCUCAGUCCUCUCCGGGCUCAAGAGACAUCAACGGGUGCACACGGGCGAGAGCCCCUACGCCUGCCCGCAGUGCGGCCGGCGCUUCAAGGAGCUGGGAAACCUCUACACCCACCAGAGGAUCCACAGCGGCGCCACGCCGUACUGCUGCCAACAGUGCGGACGGAGUUUCCGGCACCUCGGCACCUACAAGAGUCACCGAUGCACUCCCGCACAGUGA
Messenger RNA from Nerophis lumbriciformis (worm pipefish), 1461 nucleotides. The record is from RefSeq and is a predicted model, not a curated record. NCBI's taxonomy places the organism in Eukaryota, Metazoa, Chordata, Actinopteri, Syngnathiformes, Syngnathidae.